UUGAACAAGAUAUUAGGAUUUGCAGAAGAUUAUGAAAAAACUAUAAUUAAUUGUAAACAUGAGUUAGUAUUAUUACAAAACAAUACAAAUCUUAAAGCGAUCAAGUUAAAUACAGGUGAAGUUGUAGAAGAUAUUAUAAUAAAUAAAAUUGUUUGGCGAGUUCCACACAUCAAAGUAUCAGAUCGUGAAAGAAUCAACCUAUUAAAAUAUUUAGAAAAAGAUAGAGCUAUUCCAUUGGCAUUCCGUUCCUGGGACUUAUAUGAAUAUCCAUUGCUACCCAAAACGCGUAAACAUACUUGGUCUAUAAAAACUUCAUCGCAAAUAGAGAAACCACAAUUUGUGGUCAUCGGCAUGCCAACCAACCGCAAACAUAACGCGAAAUUAUCAAUGGCAGAGUUUGAUCAUUGUGACGUACGAGAUACAACCGCUUAUUGCUUGAUAUUAAACAACUGUAUAUUCGAAUACAAACCACUGAGUAAUAUCGUUAAGAAAAUAUCAUGA
Parnassius mnemosyne (clouded apollo) is the source of this 501-nucleotide messenger RNA. Lineage: Eukaryota; Metazoa; Arthropoda; Insecta; Lepidoptera; Papilionidae. The record is from the annotation of a GenBank genome assembly.